Molecule: messenger RNA, 1689 nt
Organism: Brachypodium distachyon (stiff brome)
Lineage: Eukaryota; Viridiplantae; Streptophyta; Magnoliopsida; Poales; Poaceae
Product: 14-3-3-like protein GF14-E
Exons: 6
Coding region: 613-1401 (262 amino acids)
Biological process (GO): signal transduction
Cellular component (GO): cytoplasm
Source: RefSeq, a predicted model, not a curated record
UAAGAAGCUUUCAUCUCUCCAACAAAAUUGCUGUCAGUUGCUGUGUGGCCGAGAUCUAGAUACCUUUACUGCUAGGCUGACAGGAAAUGCUAGAGAGUGGAGGGGAGAGACUACAGAAAGAUGGUUCAGUUGAUAAGGAACAUGGCCGAGAUAGAGUGGAAGUGUAAGAUUUCAAGUUAUCAGAUAUGUUGUUCUAAUAAACUUGUAAGCGAUAGGAGGUAGUUUCACUUGGAUUAAUGGAAUGUGGAUAGGUGUAUGAAUACUGAUGGGUUGGCAGUUUAGUUCUGAGCUAUGGGACAAGUGGGUGCAAUAGCACUUGGAAUCUCUUAACGUGGAAAUAGUACCAAAUCUGCGAGCUCUGGAUUCUGAUAUAUUUGUUUUCGAUAAGCACCUAACUUAACUUGAUAAGUAAUCAGUCAAUAGCAGCAUGCAGUGUGCCAUCUUGCUAUGGCAUUUGCCAAGUUACCAUGGGUUUAGAAGGAUUUUGAGAUAGCCCUGUUGGCUUUGUUGAGUACUACAGAAAAGAAAAGCAUUUUCCCAGAUUAAGCAUGGUCUUGUGAAGAAUGACUUGAGAUUGACCUUCGCUGACUAUUAGAACCACAGACAGUGGAGAUGGCACAGACUGUGGAGCUUUCCCGUGAGGAGAAUGUGUACAUGGCUAAGCUUGCAGAACAGGCUGAGAGGUACGAAGAGAUGGUUAAGUUCAUGGAGAAGGUAGCUAAGACAGUUGACUCUGAGGAACUCACUGUGGAGGAGCGCAACCUUCUAUCUGUUGCAUACAAGAAUGUUAUUGGUGCACGCCGUGCCUCGUGGCGCAUCAUUUCCUCCAUUGAGCAGAAGGAAGAGAGUCAUGGCAAUGAUGACCGUGUCACACUCAUCAAGGACUACCGUGGAAAGAUUGAGACAGAGCUUACCAAGAUUUGUGAUGGCAUCCUCAAGCUUCUUGAUUCCCACCUUGUCCCCUCAUCCACUGCUCCAGAGUCCAAGGUCUUCUACCUGAAGAUGAAGGGUGAUUACUACAGGUACGUUGCGGAGUUCAAGAGCGGAGCUGAGAGGAAGGAUGCUGCUGAGAACACCAUGGUGGCAUACAAAGCUGCUCAGGAUAUUGCACUGGCAGAGUUGGCACCGACUCAUCCUAUUAGGCUUGGGCUGGCACUCAACUUCUCGGUGUUUUAUUAUGAGAUCUUGAACUCUCCUGACCAUGCUUGCAAUCUAGCCAAACAGGCUUUUGAUGAGGCCAUCUCAGAACUAGACACUCCGAGUGAGGAAUCCUACAAGGACAGUACUUUGAUUAUGCAGCUUCUGCGUGAUAACCUGACACUCUGGAUUUCUGACAUCUCGGAGGAUGCUGCUGAACACAUCAAGGAGGCACCCAAGGGAGAAUCUGGAGACGGACAGUAACCAUGGGCUAUAUGCCCAUAAACUUAUAUCAUAGUGUCCUAUCUUCCAGUGGCACUUCAAUGUGCUCUGGGUUCACUUUUUUUCGGUAGAGAUCAUCAUGUUCUCGUGGUUGUUGGAAAUUGGAGGCCCCAGUUUGUGUUGUGACCGGGAACUCUGUUAGUGACCUCACUGCUAGGUGGGGGUUGGUUAUCGGGCUUACCCUAGCCGGGCGCUGGGACCUUGGGGAAGCUUCAAGUUGAAGCUUUUAUGUUACUUUGCUUUUUGAUUUGUUUCUGUUGCUCUUGGUUG